AUGAGCGAUAAAUCCAGGAGAUCCUUUCUUUUUGGAAUCACUGCUGUGCUAAUAUUUUGCUCAUUCGCUACAGUAGAGUCUCAAAGAUAUAUGUGGAUAUUCGCAAGCAUAUGUGCAUCCAUACUGCUAAUAAUUGACUUGAUGUUUUUUGGCGUUGAUAAAUUUAACUACGAUCCAUUUUACUCGUAA
Molecule: messenger RNA, 189 nt
Organism: Plasmodium cynomolgi strain B
Lineage: Eukaryota; Apicomplexa; Aconoidasida; Haemosporida; Plasmodiidae
Exons: 3
Coding region: 1-189 (62 amino acids)
Source: RefSeq, a predicted model, not a curated record